GACCCCACCACCACUUCUCCAGUGCCGCUCUGGGCCCCACCCAUUCGGACUGCGCAGCCAUGCUGCGCCUGCUGGCUCUCUUCCUGCACUGCCUCCCGCUGGUCUCUGGGGACUAUGACAUCUGCAAAUCCUGGGUGACCACAGAUGAGGGCCCCACCUGGGAAUUCUAUGCCUGCCAGCCCAAGGUGAUGCGCCUGAAGGAUUAUGUCAAGGUCAAAGUGGAGCCCUCAGGCAUCACGUGCGGAGACCCCCCUGAAAGGUUCUGUUCCCAUGAGAACCCCUACCUGUGCAGUAAUGAGUGUGAUGCCUCCAAUCCCGACCUGGCCCACCCGCCCCGGCUUAUGUUUGACAGGGAAGAUGAGGGACUGGCUACCUACUGGCAAAGCGUCACGUGGAGUCGCUACCCCAGUCCACUAGAGGCCAACAUCACCCUCUCAUGGAACAAGAGCGUGGAGUUGACAGACGACGUGGUGGUGACUUUUGAGUAUGGCCGGCCCACGGUCAUGGUCCUCGAGAAGUCCCUGGACAAUGGCCGCACCUGGCAGCCCUACCAGUUCUAUGCAGAGGACUGCAUGGAGGCCUUCGGCAUGUCUGCCCGACGUGCCCGAGACAUGUCACCCUCCAGCGCCCACCGGGUGCUCUGCACCGAGGAGUACUCACGCUGGGCAGGGUCCAAGAAAGAGAAGCAUGUGCGCUUUGAGGUAAGGGACCGCUUUGCCAUCUUUGCCGGCCCUGACCUGCGUAACAUGGACAACCUGUACACGAGGAUGGAGAGCGCCAAGGGCCUCAAGGAGUUCUUCACCUUCACUGACCUGCGCAUGCGCCUGCUGCGUCCUGCGCUGGGUGGCACCUACGUGCAGCGAGAGAACCUCUACAAGUACUUCUAUGCCAUCUCCAAUAUCGAAGUCAUUGGCAGGUGUAAGUGCAACCUGCAUGCCAACCUGUGCACAGUGCGAGAGGGCAGCCUGCAGUGUGAGUGUGAACACAACACCACGGGCCCCGACUGUGGCAGGUGCAAGAAGAACUUCCGCACACGCGCCUGGCGAGCUGGCUCCUACCUGCCGCUGCCCCACGGCUCUCCCAAUGCCUGUGCGGCCGCGGGCUCCGCCUUUGGCAGUCAGACCAAGCCACCUACUAUGGCCCCCCUUGGGGACAGCUCCUUCUGGCCCCAGGUGUCCUCCAGUGCAGAAGCUGUAGCUAUCUCUGUCGCUGUCCCUUCCCAAGCCAAGGACUCUACGCUUUUCGAGCUCAAGCCCAGAUCUCCUCAGGUGAUACCCAUUGAAGAAUUUCAAGACUGCGAGUGCUACGGCCACUCCAACCGUUGCAGCUACAUUGACUUCCUGAACGUGGUGACCUGCGUCAGCUGUAAACACAACACUCGAGGCCAACACUGUCAGCACUGCCGCCUGGGCUACUAUCGCAAUGGCUCCGCAGAGCUGGAUGAUGAGAACGUCUGCAUUGAAUGUAACUGUAACCAGAUCGGCUCUGUGCACGAUCGAUGCAAUGAGACAGGCUUCUGCGAGUGCAGGGAGGGCGCAGUGGGGCCCAAGUGCGACGACUGCCUUCCUACACACUACUGGCGCCAAGGAUGCUAUCCCAAUGUGUGCGACGAUGACCAGCUGCUCUGCCAGAAUGGCGGCACCUGCCAGCAGAACCAACGCUGCGCCUGCCCGCCCGGCUACACCGGCAUUCGCUGUGAGCAGCCCCGCUGUGACCUCGCCGACGACGCUGGCCCGGACUGUGACCGCGCGCCAGGCAUCGUCCCGCGCCCCGACACCCUGCUCGGAUGCCUGCUGCUGCUCGGGCUGGCCGCCCGUCUGGCCUGCUGAGCCCGUUCUAAGGGUCCAGGGGUCCCUGGCCCGGCGGCGACACGGGUGCGGCCGAGCUGCUCCCAGGUGCUACUCGCAGAGUCCUCCCGCCCUCC
Messenger RNA from Mus musculus (house mouse), 1924 nucleotides. RefSeq names its product netrin G2 (gene Ntng2). The coding region runs from base 60 to 1829 and encodes 589 amino acids. The transcript is spliced from 9 exons. Lineage: Eukaryota; Metazoa; Chordata; Mammalia; Rodentia; Muridae. Gene Ontology annotation, biological process: synaptic membrane adhesion; regulation of neuron projection arborization; regulation of neuron migration. Gene Ontology annotation, cellular component: presynaptic active zone membrane; Schaffer collateral - CA1 synapse; plasma membrane. The record is from RefSeq and is marked validated.